AACCCAGAGCGUGCUGCCCAUAUAACACGAACAAAGUACCCAACAUCAUUCUACCCACAACGUCUAACACCCGCGCGCCGGCUCUUGCACAACCUUUGGGAACAUGCGCUUUUGGCCAUUUCAUACCUUCUCCGGAUCGUAACGCGCAUCUGAGGGCCUUGCGCAAAUGACGUCCUUCACAUCUCUUCUUGGAUCCAUCGGUGGCUCGAAGCAGAAUCAGGCUCCCGCGCCAAACCCGUCAGCGACUACGAACCGACCAGGAGCGCCACCACUCACUAGGCCCCCACCUGCGACUUCCGGAGUAUCGCGGCCGGUAUCGCGGCCGAUCGCGAACAAUGUCACCGCCGGAGUGAAGCGAAAGCCGGACGAGCAACUCGCAGCGCCCCCAGCGAAGACGGUGCGGACUGAGGUCAAGGUGCCUGUGCGGCCGCCAGCCUCGAAUGGUACUUCGGUGAAAACGGCGAGCGGUACUCCGAGCACGAGUGCACCGUAUCGUGGCACUGCAAGACCCGCCCAAGCCAGCGAGCCUGUCAGACCAUCAGCAGUUUCCGCGAAACCAGCUUCCAGUGCAUCUGCCCCAGCAACAGCGUCCGCAGCGUCCGCCGCAUCUUCUGCGGCAAAGCCGAAGCGAGGAUUCGCCUCCCUACUGGAGAAGGCAAAGGCAGCGCAGGAAGCUGUUAAAGCUGCAGGAACAAAUACAAUCAAGCACAAACCGGUGGAGAGAUUGACGAAGAAGGAGCGCUUGAAGCAGCAUGAGGAAGCAAAACAAAAGCCUGGGCAACGGAGUGGACAAAGUACAGUGGCGAACCGGAGCCGGAGCGGUACCCCUGCGGACGGCAAAGCAACUUUACAGAAGAAGCCUGUGCCUGAGCCUGCGUACAAGGGCACUAUGAAGAAGACACCCGUAGUGCCUGAGAUAUCAUACAAAGGAACCAUGAAGCGAGCAGAACCAGGAGCACCGCCUUCGAAACCUGUGGCGAAGAAGGGCCUUGGCCAAGACAAGUACGGUGGCUACGCCAGCUGGUCUGACCUGGAUGAGGCGGAAGACGAGGAUGAAGAAGGUUACGGAUCCGACGAGUCUGAUGAUAUGGACGCCGGUUUCGAUGACAUGGCUCGAGAGGAAGAGCUGGCUCUGAGAGCCGCCAGAAAGGAAGACCAGGAAGCUCUUGAGGAGGAAGAGCGGCAUAGGCGUGAGAAAUUGGAGCGCAAGAAGAAGCUUGAGGCAUUGAGUAAGAGUGCUGCUGCUCGUAAGCGCUUUUAAGAUGCCGAAGGCCCCACAGGCUGGCUUCACGAAUGAAUGACUUUUGGCGAAGGAUGAAAAUCGAGUGUUUUGGGGCUCGCUCCCUUUCCAGCACUCAUGCAUUGCAUAGCGAUAUGCUUUUAAGGGCGGAGUUUUCCAUGAUUUUGGAGAGGCUUGGGAUCAAUGCUCGCUGAACAUCGGCGUUGCAUUCAUUGUAGAAUAGUAGACGACUUGUGAAUAUAUUGUCUGGUACAACAAAUUCUUC
Cercospora beticola is the source of this 1505-nucleotide messenger RNA. RefSeq lists its product as uncharacterized. Lineage: Eukaryota; Fungi; Ascomycota; Dothideomycetes; Mycosphaerellales; Mycosphaerellaceae. The record is from RefSeq and is a predicted model, not a curated record.